Drosophila willistoni is the source of this 842-nucleotide messenger RNA. RefSeq lists its product as uncharacterized. The record is from RefSeq and is a predicted model, not a curated record. The transcript is spliced from 4 exons. Gene Ontology annotation, molecular function: N-acetyltransferase activity. Bases 46 to 801 code for a protein of 251 amino acids. NCBI's taxonomy places the organism in Eukaryota, Metazoa, Arthropoda, Insecta, Diptera, Drosophilidae.
GUUGUGUUUCGUACGUCUCUCCGGUGCUAGUUGCGAUCAUCUAGAAUGCGUGCUCAGAAUGGUAGAAUUUGGGCUAAGUUGCACGGUGGCAAAUUUGAAGUACGUGGUAUAACAGAAGCAGAUUUGGAAGAGGCUCUUGAUGUUCUUGAUAGAUCUUUUUUCAUUAAUGAAUCGGUUUGUGUUGCUUGUGAAAUUGGUUUACCCAACGCUGUUCAAGCUCGAAAGGAGUUGCGCGAGCUCUGCAAAAUAACUGCCCAGGACGGAGUAUCCUUGCUGGUUAAGGAAACAGAGAGCGGUCGGGUUGUUGCAGUCGCUUUUAAUAAAUUGCAGUUUACCCCACCACCCGGUGAGGAAUAUUUCUUCCUUCAAUUCCGUAAAGAGCAAGUUCAUAGCAGUCAAGCUAAGUGUUUAAUGAAUUUUAUGAUCGAAACGGAUGGAAGAAUAGAUGUAUGCUCGAUGCUAAAUAUGGAUUGCUUUUUGGAAUUAAUGUUUUUGGCCACAUUGCCCGAGUUUGAGCGUUUGGGACUUGGACGAAACUUGGCUAAAUGCACUAUUGAGUUAACUAGAGAAUUGUCGCAGGGUCUAGGCUUGGACGAUAUUAAUGACAAGCUGCGUGAAUAUCGCCCAGCAGCUGUAACAGCUCUCUGGACGUCUAGGUUUUCUCAAAAACUUGGCAAGGAUACUGGAUUUCAGGUUUUGAAUACAGUUCCAUACACAGAAUUUUCAUAUAACGGUAAACGUUUCGAUGAGCGCAUCGAUCCCAUGCAUAAAUUCUGCGAACAUGUCGCAUAUAAAUUGUAAACAAAAUGUUUUCAUACAAUAAAAUAACUAUAAACAUAAAA